Schizophyllum commune H4-8 is the source of this 1071-nucleotide messenger RNA. Its product is annotated as phosphoglycerate mutase-like protein. The transcript has 6 exons. Gene Ontology annotation, cellular component: cytoplasm. NCBI's taxonomy places the organism in Eukaryota, Fungi, Basidiomycota, Agaricomycetes, Agaricales, Schizophyllaceae. The coding region runs from base 265 to 948 and encodes 227 amino acids. Gene Ontology annotation, molecular function: phosphatase activity. The record is from RefSeq and is a predicted model, not a curated record.
GGAAGUCUCUAGGAGGUCUGCAUGAUCAGCCAGAGUCAUCUGAUGUUGCUCGCGGCUGCAGGACCUGUUCCUGUUCACUGCCCACGAUGAUCGAAUAGAUGGGGCGCGCGUCAUAGUACGCCUCCACCUCCUCUUGACUGCAACGGCCACCUUGUUCCUAGCUCCAAUCCCAGCUAGACUGCCAGACACGAUCUCACUAGACGUCCGAACUCAACCGCACUGAACGUCCCUUCACGAUCGUAUCAGACCCCCGACUAUCACACAAUGGUCCAAGCAACGGAGAAGCGUAUAUACCUAACGCGCCAUGCGCAAGCCGAGCACAACGUCGCGGAUGACUACUCCAUCCACGACGCCCCACUCACCGCCCUCGGGCGCGAGCAAGCCGCGAAGCUGCACGCCGACACCAAGGACAACAUCCAGCAGACCGCCGACCUCCUCGUCACGAGCGGCCUCCGGCGCACCAUGCAGACCGCGAUCAUCGGCUAUCCCGAGCUCCGCAAGCGCUUAGAGGCGGCCGGCAAGCCCGUCGUCGUGCUCCCCCAGCUGCAGGAGUGCAAUGACCUGCCCUGCGAUACUGGAUCUAACCGCGAGAUCCUCGAAGGGGACCCCGAGUUCGCCGGCCUGGACUUGAGCACGCUGGAGCCCGGGUGGAACUCCAAGAAGGGGUUCUAUGCCUGCGAUCCUGCCUCGCUUCAGGCCCGCGCGCGAUGGGUCCGCCGCUGGCUGCGCGAGCGGCCCGAGAAGGACAUCGUCGUCGUCUCCCAUGGCGACUGCUUGCGUUACAUCACCGAUGGACGCAACAGCUUGAAGCUCUGGGCGAACACGGAGGUGCGCGUCUACAUGUUCAAGGCGGAAGACGACGAGGAGGCUUCCUUGGAGUUGGUCGACAAAGUUGUGAAGGAGGGCAAGAACGAGCCGACGUCGACCACGAUGGAGGGAACCGCGUAGACAGGUUCAGAGCAGCAGUCAAUGAUAAAGGAACGCACGUAGGUUAGCGAGGUGUAGCUGAGAGGUCAGCAAGUUGAGGUGGAAGGGUCCGAACGCGAUUUGCUGAACUUGAGGACGGCAGAA